This is a messenger RNA of Chilo suppressalis (striped riceborer), 1939 nucleotides long. The record is from the annotation of a GenBank genome assembly. NCBI's taxonomy places the organism in Eukaryota, Metazoa, Arthropoda, Insecta, Lepidoptera, Crambidae.
GGCGAAUUUAAAUCAAUAUAGACCAGUUUAAAAUUACUUGAUAACAAGGCAAAGGGAUGAUGAAAUCAACACCAGUGUGAAUCUAUACGAGCGUGCGGACCGGCCGCGCCAGCCAGUAUCGUGUGACGCCGCGCCGGCGAAAGUGCGCGCACUCGAAGACGUUAUAAUCGUGUUCUUAUUUUCUUUAUUCGAUUUUUUCUGUUCUUCGAGCGCGGGAAAAUGGCUUGUCCAAUGAGAUCAGCGCUGGACGACAUCUCGGCCCAAGAUGGCGCGCACCUGGGCAACGAGGCAGGGAUGCUUUACGGGGAAUACCUGAUGCUGGACAAACUGCUCGGAGCACAGCGGAUGCUUAGCGCGGAGUCUUCGAAGCCCGUUCAUGACGAGCAUCUGUUCAUUGUAACACAUCAAGCCUAUGAACUAUGGUUCAAGCAGAUAAUUUUCGAAGUUGACUCGGUCAGGUCCCUGCUUGACGUAGAGGGCUUGGACGAAAGUCACACCAUGGAGAUUCUGAAGAGGCUUAACAGAGUUGUGCUUAUUCUAAAGCUCCUAGUAGACCAGGUGAUGAUACUGGAAACCAUGACUCCAUUAGACUUUAUGGACUUCAGAAACUACCUGCGCCCUGCUUCUGGCUUCCAGAGCUUACAAUUCAGACUUCUGGAGAAUAAGUUGGGUCUGAAACAAGCGCUCCGAGUGAAGUACAACCAGAACUACCAGACAGUGUUCGGAGAUGACCCCGCGGCUAUGGAGUCGUUGCACAAGUCAGAGGAGGAACCUGCGCUAUUAGCUCUGAUAGAGCGGUGGUUGGAACGCACACCUGGCCUCAACACGCACGGGUUCAACUUCUGGGGCAAGUUUCAGGCGGCCGUCGACAAAACCAUCAGGGAGGAUAUCGAUGCGGCCAUGUGUAUAACGAACGAGACGGUCCGCAGACACCGGCUUGCUGAUGCAGAGAACCGUCGCGAGAUCUAUCGCUCCAUAUUCGACCCCCAUGUUCACGAUGCGCUAAGAAACAGAGGCGAAAGAAGGUUGUCCCACAAGGCCUUGCAGGGCGCAAUCAUGAUCACCAUGUACAGAGACGAGCCGCGUUUCUCCCAACCUCAUCAGUUGCUCACGCUGCUCAUGGACAUCGACAGCCUCAUCACCAAGUGGCGCUAUAACCAUGUGAUCAUGGUGCAGCGCAUGAUCGGCUCCCAACAUCUCGGCACGGGUGGCUCCUCCGGCUACCAGUACUUGAGGUCCACGCUUAGCGACCGCUACAAAGUGUUCCUAGAUCUGUUCAACUUGUCGACAUUCCUGCUGCCGCGGUCCCAAAUCCCACCGCUGGGCGACGGCGUCAAACGCAACCUCAACCUCACGUGGGGCGAGACGAACGGACAGAACGGCGAUGCGGACCAAAACGGAGACCACGCCUUAUAGUUUAAUAAGUCAAACUCUGAUUUUUAAUGCGACGGAAUUCUGACAGCUGAAGCUCCAUGAUGCGGAACAAGGGGACAAGGCUACACACGUUAUGGUGCGAUUACAGUCCGUUCAUCAUAAUUGUCGCUAGCCCGAAUACAAAUGCCUUUGGAAUAGGGAAGAUGCAAUAUCUUUAAUUUCUACACUUUAAAACUCUUCGCACUUUAGACAAAAAAAGUUACAACCAUCUCAACACUAACUCUUGGUAAAUUCCUGGAGUCUGAUUUGAUAAAUCCAACUUCCAUUUUUAUUAAAAAAACGCAAUUAAUAUUCCCAUAAAAUAAUAUUCACUUUGAUAACCUCAAAUAAGUUGUCAUAACAGGAGUGACGUCACUAAACGCUGAUUGGUGUUUUAAAAUCUUAGAUUAAAACAUAAAGGGUAGAUACGGCACUAGCCUCACAAAAGUGAUCCGCACAAAUUGUGGUCCACGACCCUAAUCACUUUAGUCACAACUUGACAUGCAAACGACGCACAGUGUAUUAU